Messenger RNA from Daucus carota subsp. sativus, 2955 nucleotides. RefSeq names its product protein OBERON 3. Gene Ontology annotation, cellular component: nucleus. Gene Ontology annotation, biological process: regulation of gene expression; root meristem specification; maintenance of root meristem identity. The record is from RefSeq and is a predicted model, not a curated record. Bases 300 to 2732 code for a protein of 810 amino acids. Lineage: Eukaryota; Viridiplantae; Streptophyta; Magnoliopsida; Apiales; Apiaceae. The transcript has 2 exons.
AGAACAACAUUACCAGGAAAAUGCAAUGUUGGACCUGGACAACACCCUGGGAAGCAUCCAACCACUGUCUUCUGUUCCUAUCGUUGACUUUUUCUCUCCCCCGUGUAAACCUUGAAACAAAACACACACCCUUGUAAUAAACACAUGAAGAAACAGGUUCAUGAAGAAACAAGUUCAUGAAUCAGAGCUAGAGAGCUGACCAAUCAGCUUGAGAUUCACAAGUUUGAAUCUUUUUGUGACCUCAGGUACUUUCUAAGCUAGCCCUUUUGAUUCUUGUUGUUUUUUUUUACUGCUAAGUUAUGGUGAAAGAUAGAGAAAAUUCUAGUGAUAGCAAGAAGAAUCAGUUUGUUUUUGGUGAAAGUAAUGGAGGCCCAGAUGAAAAGAUUGGAUUUUUUGAAAAGGGUAUUAAUUUUCUUGGAAAAUCAGAUAAAGAUUGUGAUGGGUCUCAGUUAAAAUCCUUGAAAAUUGGGUCUUCUGGCUCUCAAGAACUCACUCUUAGUUAUCUGUGUGAUAAUUCCAAGUUGGGUUUUCUUGAUAAAGAGAUUUUGUUGAGUUCUAAUGAGAAAGUGAGUGGUAAAGGUAAAGAAAUUGUUUCUGAGGAUCAGAAUCAAGGAAAUGGUAGAUGGGUGGAGAGAGAUUUUUUACAGCUGAGUAAUGAGAAUAGGGGAAGUUCUUUGAAAAGAGAGGUUGAGGAUGAUGAAGUCGAUAGGGAAAUUAGGGAAAAGAAGCCGAAGAUAGAAACUCUUAAUCUGUCUUUAGGUUUGUCUGAUGCAUCAGAUAAUAUGCAAAAUGUUGAGCCUCCAAUUCGGGCGAUGCCUAGUAGGAGUGUACAAUCGUUAGCACCUUCGAAUAAUAAUACACAAACCACAUACUCAAAUGAUUUUAGUGCUAAUUCAGCGUCGUAUUCAUAUUCACACCCGUUUUCGCACAACGCUAGUUGCUCGCUUACCCGGAACUCAACUGAGUAUUAUGAGAAUUCGGUUGGUAGUCAUAGGAGAGACUGUGAUUAUAUAUGGAAUGCUGGGGAGGGGACCAAUGGAUCGGUUCAUAGUCGAUUUAGGCCGGUUGGGGAUGGAGUUGCACUUGCCAAUCAUGGUACUGGCAUUUUACAGCCGACGCAAGGUAAUAAUCCAGUCAACAAGGAUUCAUCUAACAGUCUUCGUAGGACAACAAGCUCUGACACCCAAUCAUUUUUCCCAUCUGAAUUGCCUGCAAGGCCUCAGAUGGACACACAUUCAGGUGAUUCCAGAGGACAAGGAUCUGAUCAAAUAAGAGGUGUAGAGAAUUCAGAUGGAGGGAGAGGUAGGAAGCUUUCAAGACCUGAGAGGAUUCUCCGUGAAAUAGUAUCGGAAUCUGUUCCUGUCAUGGCACGGAUAAUUCAAGAGAUUCCUGAUGAACUAGUGGAGUCCACCAAGGAAUACUUGAAGAAUGUAAUUACCACCGCUGAUAAGAAAGAUGAACUAGUACGCCUUCAGAAUAGGCUAGCAAGAAGAUCUGACUUUAGCAAUGAAAAUCUUUCAAAGUCCAAUAAAAACCAACUUGAAAUGUUGGUUGCUAUAAAGACGGGUCUCGAGAGCUUCUUAUCCAGCAGACUUCGCCUUUCUGUAACAGAGUUGGUAGAAAUUUUCAUGCUAGAAAGGUGUCGGAAUGUGAAUUGUAAAAGGGUAUUGCCUGUUGAAGAUUGUGAUUGCAAGAUUUGCUCAACAAAAAAGGGUUUCUGCAGUGAGUGCAUGUGCCCUGUGUGUUUCAAAUUUGACUGUGCCAGUAACACUUGCAGUUGGGUUGGAUGUGAUGUAUGUUCCCAUUGGUGCCAUGCAGCGUGUGGAAUUCAGAGUAAUCUCAUAAGGCCUGGUCCUAGCUUGAGAGGUCGCCCUGGGACUACUGAGAUGCAAUUUCACUGUCUAGGCUGUGAUCAUAAUUCUGAAAUGUUUGGCUUUAUUAAGGAUGUAUUCAAUUCAUGUGCCACCCAAUGGGGUCUAGAAACCUUGGUCAAAGAGCUUGAAUGUGUUGGGAAAAUCUUUAAGGACAGUGAAGAUUUCAAAGGUAAAGAGUUGCUUGUGAAGGUUGAGGAGAUGCUAUUAAAGCUCAAGAAUAAGAUGAUUUCCCCUUCAGAUGCCUGUAUUUCCAUCAUUCAGUUCUUCACAUAUGCAGAAGGUAUGUCAGAUAUUCCCUCUUUGAGUAUCCAAGCGAAGGACUUGGCAUCCAUUCAAACUACCGUGCAAAAAGAUUUGGCCCCACUGCCAAGAUCCGACUCUCUUCUUUCAAAAUCCCCUUUCUACAAUGGUGGGUACUCAAUUGCAAAAAAGGACUUGUUGCCGCACGAUCUGCAUCAGAAUGAUAUUAGCACUCCUCUUAUGAGUGACAAAGUAAUUGAAGAUGAGUGGUCAGUAAAGUUGCCUAAGAAAGAUGGCUUUGAAAGCUUAGAAAGUGUUGUACGAGUAAAGGAUGCAGAAGCAAGAAUGUUCCAGAGUAAGGCUGAUGAAGCAAGGAAAGAAGCAGAAGCGUACAAAAAGAUGAUUAGGAUAAAGAAUGAGAAGUUGGAUGAAGAAUAUGCCGAGAAUCUGGCUGCAUUGUGUUUACAGGAAACCGAGGAAAGGCUAAGGAAAAGACUGGAGAACCUAAAGGCUCUGGAAGAUUCACAUUGUGAUUACUACAAGAUGAAAUUGAGAAUGCAAACCGACAUUGCUGGUUUGCUGGAGAGGAUGGAAAGCACAAAGCAGCAAUGGGUAUAAACCAUUAUCUUUUAGCCUCUUAUUCGGUAACAGUGAGUCUACUGACAUGACUAGUGAAGUAGUUUUUCCCCCUUGUGUUUUUUUAAUAUCGGAUAUUGUUUUUCUAGAAUCUGAAAACUCAUUGUUGUUCUGUUGGAAGUUUUCGGAUUUGUAGUUGGUGCAGCGAACAGCAAAAUCUUUGUUUGGUCGAAUUUUUUUUUUUGUUAACUGCCUUUAAUCCUCA